Labrus bergylta (ballan wrasse) is the source of this 1385-nucleotide messenger RNA. The record is from RefSeq and is a predicted model, not a curated record. NCBI's taxonomy places the organism in Eukaryota, Metazoa, Chordata, Actinopteri, Labriformes, Labridae.
UCCUCUUUGACCGGUCGGCUGACGUCGAGCUGCUGCCACGUCAUCGGACGCUCCGUCACCACCAACAACAUCAAACAUGGCGGCGUCCGUCCGGGAGAAGCAGACGGUCGCUCUGAAGCGCAUGUUGAACUUUAACGCUCCUCCUCUGAAGAACACAACAGCCGAGCCAGUAUGGAAGGUGUUGAUAUACGACAGGUUCGGCCAGGACAUCAUCUCCCCGCUGCUGUCCGUCAAAGAGCUGAGAGACAUGGGCAUCACCCUGCACCUUCUGCUUCACUCAGACAGAGAUCCUAUCCCUGACGUUCCUGCCAUCUACUUCGUCAUGCCCACAGAGGAGAACAUAGACAGGAUAUGUCAGGACCUGAGGAACCAGCUGUACGAGUCAUACUUUCUGAACUUCAUCUCUGCAAUCAGUCGGAGUAAACUGGAGGACAUCGCCAGCGCCGCCCUGGCUGCUAACGCCGUCACCCAAGUCACCAAGGUUUAUGAUCAGUACCUCAACUUCAUCACUCUGGAGGACGACAUGUUCGUGCUCUGCCAUCAGAACAAGGAGCUCAUCUCGUACCACGCCAUCAACAGAGCAGACAUCCAGGACACAGACAUGGAGGCCAUCAUGGACACCAUCGUCGACUCGCUCUUCUGUUUCUUUGUCACGCUCGGUGCAGUGCCGAUCAUUCGCUGUCCCCGUGGAAACGCAGCAGAGAUGGUCGCCGGGAAACUUGAUAAGAAGCUCCGAGAGAACCUGCGGGACGCCAGAAACAGCCUCUUCACUGGAGACAACAUGGCUGCCGGACAGUUCAGUUUUCAGAGGCCUCUGUUUGUUCUGGCUGAUCGUAACGUGGACCUGGCCACGCCCCUUCACCACACCUGGACCUAUCAGGCGCUGAUCCACGAUGUGCUGGACUUCCAGCUGAACCGGGUGGUGAUGGAGGAGGGCAUGGGGGCGGCGCCAUCUCCUGCCGGUGCCAGACCAAAGAAGAAGAACAGGAAGAUGUACGACCUGACCGCUGCCGACAAGUUCUGGCAGAAACACAAGGGCAGUCCGUUCCCAGAGGUGGCAGAGUCGGUCCAGGAGGAGUUGGACACUUACCGAGCGCAGGAGGACGAGGUCAAACGCCUGAAGAGCAUCAUGGGUUUAGAGGGCGAGGACGAAGGAGCCAUCAGCAUGCUGUCAGACAACACGGCCAAACUCACCUCUGCUGUCAGCUCUCUGCCCGAGCUGCUGGAGAAGAAACGACUGAUCGACCUGCACACCAACGUGGCCACAGCCGUCCUCGACCACAUCAAGAGUCGUAAACUGGACGUUUACUUUGAGUUUGAAGAGAAACUGAUGAGCAAGUCGACCUUAGACAAAUCUAUACUGGACAUCAUCAGUGACCCAGACG